UAGUGCCAACACGAUUCGGUGUCGGUGAACGUGAGUGGUUAAUGAGUGUUAUCGAGGAGAUAACGAAGAUUGUUUUCACGAAACAGUCCAUUUUAUAACUUGUUCGAGCCUGUAAAGUGUGAACUGCAAGAUUUUUCCACCAUGACGAUUAUGGAAUUCUUUGGUUGUACAUUUCUGGCAUUCGGACCACCCCUGGCAAUGUUUGCUUUUACAAUAGCCAGAGACCCAAUCAGAAUAAUUAUUUUAAUUGCUAGUGCCUUCUUCUGGCUCCUUUCGUUUUUAAUAUCAUCGAUUUUGUGGUUUCUUGUGCCAAUAAAACAUAAACUUGUAUUUGGCCUUGUGUUUUCAGUACUUCUUCAAGAAGUUUUUAGAUAUCUAAUUUACAAGCUUCUCAGGAAAGCUGAAAGUGGUCUGAAGAAAGUUACAGAUAAUUCUGAACAAAUAACAAGCAACAAACAUAUCCUUGCUUAUGUAGCUGGAUUGGGAUUUGGAAUCAUUAGUGGAGCUUUUUCCUUGGUCAAUGUACUAGCUGAUGCUAUUGGUCCUGCAACAAUGGGCCUAAAGGAUGGGUCAGAUCUAUUCUUCCUCGCAUCUGCAGCCACUGCUCUUUGUUUCAUCAUGCUUCACACCUUCUGGAGUGUUAUCUUUUUUUCUGCAGUGGAUAAUAGAAACUAUUUACAGAUUGCAUGGGUAGUUGGUACUCACAUGACAGCUUCAUGUUUCACGUUGUUCAAUCAGAACGAACAAUACUUAGCAUCACUUUUGCCAGCGUAUUGCAUUAUGGUAGCUACAGUAUGUAUGGCUUACUAUGUAGCUGGUGGCACAUUCCGCAGUUUUGCUGCAACUCUGAAAUUUCAUAGAAUGUAAUAAUAAAAUUAUAUCUUAAUGUAUGCAUAAUUUAUUAACAUGAAAAUAUACACUUUCUACAGAUGCAAAUACAAUUAUCAUUCCACCAAACUGUAAUGUGAGUUUAUAUCGUUCAUCAGAUUUGUUAAGUCUGGCACAGAUGGACACAGACAAAAUGCCAUGUUAUAAAAUAAUCAUGAUUAUGUUCUGUGCCAACGGAAGCUGUCUCUGUUGAUAUGUGAAACUUUUUUUAAUAGAUACAGUUUGUUGUAAACACUUGAAACCUUAAUACCAACUGAAUCCACUCAUUGGAAAGAGGAAUUGAUUUGUCCACUGACUGAAAUGCAGACGCAUUCCCUGUUCUAAUGAAUAAAUGUUCAGAAUUAGCAACAUGUCUUAAAUCAAUUGUUAGUA
Cryptotermes secundus is the source of this 1260-nucleotide messenger RNA. RefSeq names its product gamma-secretase subunit Aph-1 (gene aph-1). Gene Ontology annotation, biological process: protein processing; positive regulation of catalytic activity; Notch receptor processing. The record is from RefSeq and is a predicted model, not a curated record. Gene Ontology annotation, cellular component: membrane; endoplasmic reticulum; gamma-secretase complex. Gene Ontology annotation, molecular function: protein-macromolecule adaptor activity. The transcript is spliced from 2 exons. Lineage: Eukaryota; Metazoa; Arthropoda; Insecta; Blattodea; Kalotermitidae. The coding region runs from base 142 to 867 and encodes 241 amino acids.